AUGUCGAAUACUCCAAAUCCGCGUGGACGCCGGCCCGCGCGAGAUUCCGGGGUCUCUGAAGCAUCUACCCCAGCCGGUGAUACUACACUUACUAGGCUGCAGCGCCUUCCCAUUCACUCGCGCUAUCCAUCUACACCGAGACGGCCUGCGGGAUCUACAACCCCAUCGGCGAACAGAUCGGCUUCACGAUGGGGGACACCAGGGAACAGAGGUGGGGGGCCGUCGACUCCCUAUGGACUCCGCGCAAUGCAACGGCGCGCAGCGAAUACUCCCGGUCGGAAUCGUCGAAAGAGCGGAGCAGUCCAGCGCGAAACGGUUUUCGAUGUUCUCCGAAACCUUAGUAAAGCUCUCGCGCCAGAAUCACAACCUAUACGGUCAUCACCGCAGGUUCAACCGGAACCGGAGCCGGAAUCCGAGGUUGACGAAUUUGACGAGCUUGAUAAUGAGCCUGCGCCUGAGAGGCCACGGCUAUCCUUACCGUUGGAGGACGUUGGAGACGAGGAUGAUGACACAAGUCCUGAAAUACGCCCACCGCGAAUGUCUAUGGCACUGGAGGAUGAUGAUAUGACACAUACUUCUGUGGAAUUUCCUCGGAGAGCCACAUUUGACCGCGAUAGAGGCCGACUGUCUAUGAUGAGUCUAGGCGCCCCCCGGCUGAGUGAAAACUUUGCGGAUACUACCGGAUUGGAAAUCGGUUCAGAUGCUGGUGAUGAUACUGGUGUGAUACGGAACGAUGAUGAAGGUCAGGACGAAACUCUCAUCAGUCAGGGUGCUUUCGACAGAGGUGGAGAAACGGAUGAUAUCGGGCGGUUCAAUCUUGAUUUUAAUUUUCCAUCACCUGCUGCCCCGGUUGAUCUAGACCCGGAUGAGCCCAUGAACGACGACGAAGGGUUUGAGCUACCUGUAGACGACCUUGAAGAACCAGGACUUGGCCCUGGGUCGGAUGGUAGUGACGUCGGUGAUACUACCGGAGGCUUCGGCCUAGAGCUAUAUCCUCCAGAUAGGGUUUCCAUGAGUGAAAGUCCUGGGCUUGUUGGAGGAGGGCUACGUGAAGAAGACACAGUUAUACAGGGCAAGAAGCAGAAGAAGCUAUCGCGGCAUGGUAUUCCAGUUCCUAAUAUGCCUGCCGGUGUCGUCCGGAAAUUGGCUACGCGGUUUGCACGAGCACGAGCCGGCCCAAAAGCAAAGAUCAGCAAGACCACUCUAACAGCGAUCGAGCAAGCAUCUUCAUGGUACUUCGAACAAGCUAGCGAGGAUCUAGCGGCAUAUUCAAAACACGCUGGGCGCAAAACUAUUGACGAGGCCGACGUCACUGCAUUGAUGAGGAGGCAACGCCAUCUCAACAAUAAUACUACGGUGUUCUCUCUGGCCCAAAAGCACCUACCGAAGGAGCUCUUGCAGGACAUGAGACUCGCGAUGCCUCCCAGAUGA
This is a messenger RNA of Aspergillus puulaauensis, 1431 nucleotides long. RefSeq lists its product as uncharacterized. The record is from RefSeq and is a predicted model, not a curated record. Gene Ontology annotation, biological process: resolution of meiotic recombination intermediates; replication fork processing. Gene Ontology annotation, cellular component: Fanconi anaemia nuclear complex; FANCM-MHF complex. The transcript has 5 exons. NCBI's taxonomy places the organism in Eukaryota, Fungi, Ascomycota, Eurotiomycetes, Eurotiales, Aspergillaceae. Bases 1 to 1431 code for a protein of 476 amino acids. Gene Ontology annotation, molecular function: chromatin binding; protein heterodimerization activity.